Molecule: messenger RNA, 4054 nt
Organism: Schistosoma haematobium
Lineage: Eukaryota; Metazoa; Platyhelminthes; Trematoda; Strigeidida; Schistosomatidae
Product: accessory factor associated with RNA polymerase II, variant 2
Exons: 9
Coding region: 35-2197 (720 amino acids)
Biological process (GO): positive regulation of transcription elongation by RNA polymerase II; transcription elongation by RNA polymerase II
Cellular component (GO): Cdc73/Paf1 complex
Molecular function (GO): RNA polymerase II complex binding
Source: RefSeq, a predicted model, not a curated record
CUCAGGUUUCGAGUAACACGCUACGGUUUGCAUAAUGGCAGAUGUCCUGUCACUCUUGCGAGAAUAUCAUCUCAGUGGGAAGCCUAUUGUUGAAACACAAAGUGAAGUCAUAUUUGGAGACUUUGCUUGGCCUAAGACUACUAAAACGAACUUCCUAGUAUGGGGGUCGGGAAAGGAAGGUACUCCAAAAGACUAUUAUACGUUGGAUUGUGUUGUGCAUCUACUAAAGCAUAUUGAUUUGCCCCAUACUCAGUAUGUGCGACAAGCAGCAAGUGCUGGCCUUCCAGUCGUACGACUUCCAGAUCGACGUGAUCUUUUAGCUUACCUGAAGGGUGAAACGACUACUGCACCAAAUAUUGAUAGAGCUGCACCAGUAGAUAUCUCUUUACGUCGGGCUGUAGCCAAGCAUGUCGAUAGUCAUAUGCAUAUCCGAAGAGAUGCAAGUGAUUUACUGGGUCCAGACGGUUUCAGUAUCGAUGCUGAUUCCAAACGGAUGCGACUCGCAAACAACGUUGAUGGUCUGGACGAAAGUGUAUUAGGUAGAGAGUCACAAGCUCGACUGAAAUCCGCGGUACUUGAUGAUGAGGCGAUAGCGCGUGAUAAACGUGACUUAGCUGCUAAACUGGAGAGUUCUUUCGGCAACCGUUCCUCCAGUUUUAUUCAACCUGACCAAGUUAAAUCAAGCACAUUACCCGAAGCCGUCCCAUUAGACAAAAUUCAGUCUUGGCGGGCUAAAUUUCGUGCAAUUCAACAACAAAGAAUCAAGACAGGUGAUACAGACCAAGCAAUGGAAGUUGCUGUAACGAAUUAUUCUGGUCAGGAAGGGGAUGUCGGUUUAUCAACUCUGUCAUCCUUGGAUGCUCGAGAUUCUCGGGUUGGCCUUCAUAGUAUUGUACCCGGAGGUGAAUCUCAGUCCAUUAUCCGUAUUGACGAUAGUACUCAUGGUCAGUUAUAUUCCGGUAGCACUUUACUCAGAGCUUCACUUAUGGCGGAUGAAGCACCAGUACGCGCAAUUGUAGCUCGUGAGCGUCGUUGGCGGACUCGUGUUUCAGUUUUGCAAAGUCAAGGCAAAACAUUCUACGAAAACAUCGUUUUGGGGAUUUUGCGGAAUGUAAUUUUAAAAGAAGACUCUCAUGCUGCUCCCGAUGCAAAAGCUGUUGGAAAGUUUGGUUUUAUUUCUACUAAUGCUCAACCAGCUCUUUUUCCCCAACCAUUGGCUGUUGGGACUUACUAUUCUAAACCUAAUGGCACCACAAAUUAUACGAACACUGGAUCAUCUAUGGCACUAAGUACUGGGCAACAUAUGUCGGUCUCCAACUCCACUGCUCAACAUCACUCACAGAUGCAUUAUUCAAGAUAUGAUCAAGAGCGUUUUGCUGGUGGUCGUGAGGAGACUGCUGGUUUUCGUAUUGAUACUAUGGGUACAUAUCAUGGAAAGGCUUUGGCAUCAAUGGUUUCUGUUGGUACACCUAAAUCUAGUCAAGACAAUUCUGUUGCUAGUGCAAACGCUGUCUGUACUCCAGGAACUAUUUCUAGAUCAAUGGGAAAUGAAACUCCGAGUAUUCCUUAUGAACCGCAACCACUUAGAGACCCUCGCGGUAUCAGUUCUGGCAUCCCCUUGACACCCAGUACGACUCCUGAUCCAUAUCGUGGCUUACGUUCCACCGCUGAUGCACGCCUUUCUGCUAGAACGAAAAUGAGAUCAUCUCGUAUCCCAAUUAUCAUUAUUCCUGCAGCACCAACCAGUUUGAUUACAAUGUAUAAUGCUAGGGAUAUUUUAGAGGAUUUACGGUUCAUUAAAUCCCAAGAGAAACAAGCAUCCGGUAUGCGUCGAGAAAACGAGAUACUUAUUCAGCGUCAUAAAUCUGAUGGUCGAACAGUGCCUUAUCGUGUGGUUGAUCAACCAAACAAAUUACUCUUAGAUGAAUGGAAUCGUGUUGUAGCUGUUUUUGUCCAAGGUCAAGCUUGGCAAUUUAAAGGUUGGCCAAUCAGCUCCGAUCCAGCAGUAAUUUUUUCUCAAAUCAAGGGUUUUCAUUUGAAGUACACUAAUAUGCCAUUGGAUCCAAAUGUAGCCAAAUGGAAUGUACGUGUUAUUGAUCUGGAUCAAAGGAGACAUCUAGACAAGGCAAAUUUCCAACAAAUUUGGGACCAAUUAGAUAAGCAUAUUGCCAGAAAUAAGCCAUUUUUACGGUCUUAGGAAAAUAAAUGAAAAUUACCCUUUUGUACAAAAGAAAUUCAUUUGUUUUAUUUUUGAUUUGAAUUGUAAAAUAAAUUGUGCAUAGUGAUGUUAACAAACGAUUUUUUUAACUGCACGCUUUAUGUCGGUAUUUCCUCGAAAAAAAAGACAAUUUUCUCAAUAGCGUACACUUGCAAGCUCCGUCUAAUGUAUGGUUGUAAGAAUAGUGGUUGGAAAUCGAUUAUGUGAACAAUAGUUAAAAAGUAUGUUAGGUCACUGGUUCCAUUUGAGCAUCAUUCGUAUUGUCGGAAAAAAAGUGUUUGAAUGCUUUGAUUUUUUAAAUUGGUCAUUUCUGUAACUUGAAACUAACUACAAGUCCCUUCAAAAUAUAAAUAGUUAUUGUUCAAAACUAACAAAUUGAUUGUUCCAUCACUAUGAUCUCACUGAAUGUACGUAAGAAUCGUCGUGGUACGGGUCUGUUUUACCAGUUGUUGUCGUCUCGUUAUGUGCAUUAACUGGGCCCAACAAGCAGCUAAUUUAUAAGUUACUACGUUUCCUUCAGGCCGUGAUUAUUUCGAUGGUGUUUUAACUUAUCAUACACUACAACAGUCACGUUACUGCAGACUAACAUUGUAUUGCUUGACAAUAGGCAUAACAGCACUAGAUUAUUCUGUUAGAGAAGAGUUUCUCCAGCAUUUCUGUUUACAGCUGAGGAUUCCUAUACAAAACACUUCGAGAAGACUAAUGGCCUACAGCUACUCUCCAAAGCGCAAAACCAACAUUAGGUUUGUGUAAGCUUGAUUUAUCUCUAUAUUCUACGUUGAGAUUAUUAGCACCUUUUAAAUGAUUAUUGGUAGUGUAGGUCUGUUAAACUAAGGAAAACGCUUCGGCUUCAAAUAUUCAUAUCAUGUUACAGUGUGAUGGCACAUAGAAUACUCAAACAGGACCUAAUGAGCUAACGACCAGCUUUCCUGAGUAAAGUAUGUCUUUUGUACCUUGAAAACGCAAAAUUUUUCUAUGAAACUGAUAAGAACAUGUUUCUGUAUUUAUUUUUCGUGAUAAGCUGGUGAAAAUAGAACGUUCAUCGACUUAGCUCAAUGAGCGAUGGUGAGUCAUAUAUGAAGAAUUUCCAAGUAGCAAAAUAAAUGAUGGGAUUUUCCUACCAGCCGUUUGUGUAGUCAGUAAAGAAAGUUAAGUAGUGCGUAUGUAGUGUGAAAAGCCACCAUUUAGCUAAGUAGGACUCGUAAUGACUCCUACAAUCAAAAUUAUUAAACUGCCAUCGACCAGACUACUGCUCUGGUGAAAAGGAUUGUUAGAUGUUACUUACAAAAGUCACAUACAAUUGGUUUGCUUUAUAAACUUGGACUUAUUAACCUACUAAAAGCUGUCUUUGUAAUAUCUAUAUAUUCUGUAGUCAAGUGUGUUAUAUUACUAUUUAUCGCUGAAUAAUAUGAUUUUGUUCUGAAUUACAAGUCCAAACUAAGUAUUAGCAAAAUACUACUACUAAAUUAUUUGAGAACAUGUGUAGUAGUGAUAACACUGAAAAAAUAUGUUUUAUGGCACGUCAGUUUAGUUACCAUUGCUUGAGACAUGAUUUUGUCAGCUAAUCGUAAUCCUAAUAACCUUGGAUAGAUUGUUAAAUGAACACUUGUAUGUAUAAUGACUAAUCUCGAGAACUAGACACUAAUCAGUGAGAAUGCAAUCACAGGAUCUAUUAUCAGGAUUAUGGCAUUGACAACUGAGUAGGUAUGUUUUUAAGUGUCAAUUGGGAUGGACAACCAAGAAUCAUCAAACGAAGCAGUUUUGUUUCACAGUUGAAUUUCAACAUCCUAAAACAGAAUUUGUCAUAUCCAACUAUCGGUCAAGGCAAUAGUUUAA